Molecule: messenger RNA, 3521 nt
Organism: Manduca sexta (tobacco hornworm)
Lineage: Eukaryota; Metazoa; Arthropoda; Insecta; Lepidoptera; Sphingidae
Gene: RnrL
Product: ribonucleoside-diphosphate reductase large subunit
Exons: 5
Coding region: 1-2397 (798 amino acids)
Biological process (GO): DNA replication; deoxyribonucleotide biosynthetic process
Cellular component (GO): ribonucleoside-diphosphate reductase complex
Molecular function (GO): ATP binding; ribonucleoside-diphosphate reductase activity, thioredoxin disulfide as acceptor
Source: RefSeq, a predicted model, not a curated record
AUGGUUGGAAAAACCAAUAAACUCUACGUAUAUAAGAGAGGUGGACGAAUGGAAGAAGUUCAUAUUGACAAAAUCACCUCUAGGAUAAAGAAAUUAUGUUAUGGACUCAACAUGGAUUUUGUGGAUCCUGUAUGCAUCACACUGAAAGUAAUAAGUGGCAUAUACUCAGGAGUAACAACAGUUGAACUUGAUAACUUGGCCGCUGAAACUGCAGCUACAAUGACUACAGACCAUCCUGAUUAUGCUGUGCUAGCGGCUAGAUUGGCUAUAUCCAACUUGCAUAAAGAAACAAAAAAACAUUUCUCAGAUGUUAUGACAGAUUUGUACAAUAUUAUCAAUCCACAUACCAAAAAGCAAAGCCCCAUGAUAUCAAAAUUUCACUACGAUAUAAUCAUGAAACACAAAGAACGGUUGGAUUCUGCUAUUGUGUAUGACAGAGAUUUUAAAUAUAACUACUUUGGUUUUAAAACUUUGGAGCGAUCAUACUUGUUGAAGAUAAACAACAAGGUUGCUGAACGGCCACAACACAUGCUGAUGCGUGUGUCUAUAGGAAUACACGGUGAAGAUAUUGAUGCUGCAAUUGAUACAUAUAAUUUACUGUCGGAAAAAUAUUUUACCCAUGCCAGCCCGACAUUAUUUUCAGCAGCAACGCCACGACCACAGCUAUCUUCAUGCUUCUUAGUUGCAAUGAAGGAUGAUAGUAUUGAAGGCAUAUAUGACACAUUAAAGCAAUGUGCUUUAAUAUCUAAAUCUGCUGGAGGUAUUGGAGUCCAUGUUCACUGCAUAAGAGCCAAAGGCACUUAUAUUGCUGGAACAAAUGGUGUCUCCAAUGGCCUUGUCCCUAUGUUGCGAGUGUAUAACAAUACUGCCAGAUAUGUAGAUCAAGGGGGCAAUAAACGUCCUGGAGCUUUUGCAGUAUACUUGGAACCAUGGCAUGCAGAUAUUUUCGAAUUCUUAGAUCUGAAAAAAAAUACUGGCAAAGAAGAAGUACGAGCUAGAGAACUCUUUUAUGCUUUAUGGAUACCUGAUUUAUUUAUGAAAAGAGUAGAGAGUAAUGAAAAUUGGAGUCUUAUGUGUCCUCAUGACUGUCCAGGCUUAGCAGAUUGUUGGGGAGAAGAAUUUGAGGCACUAUACAAGAAAUAUGAAAAAGAAAAUCGAUUUGUUAAGCAAGUUAAAGCUCAGGCUCUGUGGAAAGCUAUUAUAGAAGCACAAGUAGAAACGGGAACACCAUAUAUGUUGUAUAAAGACUCGUGCAACCGCAAAAGUAACCAAAAAAAUCUAGGAACUAUUAAGUGCAGCAAUUUGUGUACUGAAAUAGUGGAGUACACUUCAGCUGAUGAGGUUGCUGUUUGCAAUUUGGCCUCUAUUGCACUUAACAUGUUUGUCAAUGAAGAUAAAACAUACAAUUUUGAUAAACUAAAAGAAGUUACAAAAAUCAUAACACAGAAUCUUAAUAAAAUUAUUGAAGUUAAUUAUUACCCAGUUCCUGAAGCUAAAACAUCCAAUAUGAGACACAGACCAAUUGGUAUAGGAGUGCAAGGAUUAGCAGACACAUUUAUUCUUAUGCGUAUUCCAUACGAUAGUGAACCGGCCAUAAAGCUAAAUCAACAAAUAUUUGAAACAAUUUAUUACGGAGCACUUGAAGCAAGCUGUCAAUUAGCCGAAAAAUAUGGAGUCUAUGAAACUUAUGAAGGCAGUCCGGCGAGCCAAGGAAUUUUACAAUACGAUAUGUGGAAUAAGACUCCAACUAACUUGUGGGACUGGACUGCCUUGAAAGAAAAAAUUGCAAAACAUGGCCUUAGAAACUCACUUUUAGUAGCUCCCAUGCCCACAGCAUCUACAGCUCAAAUUCUUGGCAAUAAUGAGUCAUUUGAACCCAUAACCUCCAAUAUAUAUCAGAGACGCGUUCUAUCAGGUGAAUUUCAAGUUGUUAAUCACCAUCUAUUACGUGAUCUCACAGAAGCUGAAUUGUGGGAUGAAGACAUGAAAAACCUUAUCAUCCACAACAAUGGCUCCAUACAAAGCAUUGAGGUAAUUCCUAAAGAAAUUAGAGAUUUGUACAAAACUGUUUGGGAAAUUUCUGUUAAGACCACUAUUCAAAUGGCAGCAGACAGGGGAGCAUUUAUAGAUCAAAGCCAAUCAUUCAACAUUCAUGUUGCAGAACCUAAUUAUGGGAAGCUAACUUCUAUUCAUUUUUAUUCCUGGAAAAUGGGUUUGAAAACAGGAAUGUAUUAUCUACGUACUAAACCUGCAGCAAACGCUAUACAAUUUACUGUAGACAAAUCUAAAGUUAAAAGCAAGGUAGCAAAUAGUAAGGCCGAAGCUGAUGAAGCUAAUAUGGCUGCUAUAACUUGUUCUUUACAAAAUAAAGACGAAUGUUUAAGUUGCGGAUCAUAAAUUUGAUGACAAAAUCAUUUUAUGCUUUUUAUAUCAUAAUUUUUAUGUCAAUAGUAUUUGUUAAAUGUCAAUUUAAUCAUAAGGAGUGUACACAUCUGUCGAAUCCGCUACAUGCUUGUCGCUCGCGUACUAAAGCUUAUGCACACAAUGUUUUUUUAAGCAAGCUGUGGGCUUAGAAUGAAAAUCCCACGACAGGACUCUAUAUUGUUUUAUUAGGAUUGGUUAAGAGAUCAACAUGUGACUGACACAUUGGUCUCACGAUCAAUAGGAAAAGGUCAUUCUAAAGGGGCAGAUUUUUUAGACUGAAACGUGCAGAGUGCGUUAGAAUUAGAAACACAUCGUAUAGCUUUAAAACAGGGUCUCUUUAAUAAAUAGCUGUGAUCAUAAAAACGCACUAGAAUGUCUCUAAUUUCGUGAGUAUGCUUCUUGUAGUGAAGAAUUAUUGUCUUACGAUAAAGAGCCAAUAAAUUAUUAUCUAUAACAUGCACCAAAAAUAUGUAAUACUCUCUUGCUAACUUGCUUUUGAUGCUUUUGGAUCAUUAUAUACUAGCGCAAUUCUAAACGGCACAACACGCCUUCCGCUUGGGAGUGACUCGCAAAGAAAUUGCACAAGGAAUCCACACAAACAGUUACUGGACCUAAAGCAAAUUAGCACGUUAGCUGGAUGUGUACGGCGCACAUUGUGAGCUGCCUUUCAUAUCUGAUCAGUUUAUUUCCCUAUAUAUUAUGGAAUACAAUGUAAAUUUAAUACAGCGUCGACUAGGCGUGCUGAGUCAAACACUAUCGAGUCUGAUUAAUUCGCCUUUUAGACAUUAACUAUAAACUGUGUCUAUAGAACACGCUGCAGCGCGCCGUACCGUGUCGCCGCAUAUACAAAAUACAUGCUGUAUGAUUCCAUACUUAUUGUUCUCAUGUCAACGCCAGGCAUAAUAGGUAUCAUAAAAGUAAGACUGAGUUAAGCAUAUAUUUUUUUAUUUUGGAGUAAUAUUGGAUGUGACUUUUUUAUUAACAACCUUGUCCUUACAGUAAAAUCAAGUGAAUUGCUAUAAGCCUUGUACGUUGGAAUAAAUAUGCGAUAUAUAUCAUAUUAUGUAUUAACAUGAAUAUAUUCGUACUAAUUGUUU